Molecule: messenger RNA, 1721 nt
Organism: Nothobranchius furzeri (turquoise killifish)
Lineage: Eukaryota; Metazoa; Chordata; Actinopteri; Cyprinodontiformes; Nothobranchiidae
Gene: cwc25
Product: CWC25 spliceosome associated protein homolog
Biological process (GO): mRNA splicing, via spliceosome
Cellular component (GO): U2-type spliceosomal complex
Source: RefSeq, a predicted model, not a curated record
AAGACACGGAAAUGACGCAAACAAAACAGGAAGUAGAAGUCGACUCCAUUUCACUCCUGGCGUUGGUCUCUUGUUCUUUCGUCUUCUGUCAUUACCAGAUUAAUUUGUUGGUUUCUACUUCUUUUAGGCUUAAAAUACAAAUUAUAUUUCAAGAUGGGAGGCGGAGAUCUGAAUUUAAAGAAGAGCUGGCAUCCCCAGACUAUGAAAAACAUUGAGCGUGUUUGGAAAGCUGAGCAGAAAUAUGAAGCUGAACGCAAGAAGAUUGAGGAACUCCAGAAGGAGCUGAAGAACGAACGAGCUCGAGAAGAAAUGACCAGAUAUGCAGAAGAAACUGGUGCCAUCAAAAAGAAAGAUGAUCGACUGGACUGGAUGUACCAAGGCCCCGCUGGUCAGGUGUCCAGAGACGAGUAUCUGCUGGGGCGCCCCAUUGACAAGCAGAUCACCGAUCAGUAUGAAGAGCCAGAGAGUGGUCCUUCAGCAGAGACUGGUCUCCUACCUGGCUCCAUUUUCAACCCUACCACCCCUGCUUCAGACCUUGAUAUGGCUGCUAAGAUUAGGGAAGACCCACUGUUCAAUAUCUGGAAACGAGAGGAGGAAAAGAAGAGAGAAAUCUUAACCAACCCAGUCAAGAUGAAGAAGAUCAAAGAAAUGCUGCGGCAAAAUCUAGAAAAGAAAGAUAAGAAAAAGAAGAAGAAGAAGGAGAAGAAAGGAGACAAAGACAGAAGAAAGGAGAAGAAGCACAAGAGGAGGAGUUCAAGUUCUAGCUCAGAUGAAGAUGACAACCAUGGGUCGCACUCUCGAGACAAAUCAGCCGACACAAAGUCUCGUACCCAUCAUCCUCAAAGGUACGGCCUACAGCCUUCUGGCAGCAGACAUCACUCGGCUUCAGCAACGUCCGGUCACCCAGGGCGACGAGAGAGGAGCCGCUCACGAUCUCCCCACAGAGACCACAGGGGCGGUCACUCCUCAUCCUCCUCUUAUAGAACUGAGAAGAAGGCGGAGCCUCAAGCGUCAAGCCCACGGCGGUACCAGAAGCAAAGGAACCAUGUGUCAAAGAAGCUUUCCACAGAAGAGAUGGAGAAAAAAAGGCGUGAGAUGAUGAACCAGGCCAAGCAGAGGGAGGAGGACCGGGAGAAUAAUGUCAGGAGGUACAAAAAGCAAGACGAGCAGGAAAAGCAACGGGAACAAAACGCCAAACUCGACCGACAUGCUGGUUUUAUUCAUGACAUGAAGCUAGAAAGUGCUGCAAGCUCCUCUUUGGAGGACCGAGUGAAAAGGAACAUUCACUCCAUUCAGAGGACCCCAGCCUCCCUGGACAACUUCAUGAAGAGAAAUUAGCUUAUUUACUGAUUAAAAAUGUUAGCAAAGUCUUCGCCAAGCACCCCUUUAAGGUUUUUUUUUUUUAAUAUAACAACUCAGAUAAAUCAAUAAUGUGGCUGGAGUCCAUCAAAUAAAGACCACAUGGCUCCAUCCUGUAGCUUUUAUUAUGAAAAGCAGAAUUUACAGUUUGGGUACAAUGUUUCUUUCAAAGUAAAAUUCAGUUGUUAAUCUGUUCUUGCCUCUUAGAGUGUAAAUAAUCAUACUACUGUUGUACAAUAUGCUGUUUUUCAUUUAACAGACUUAUAAGAGCUGUUUUUAACGCUGAUGUCUUUGUAAUAUAAGGUUGUUAUUUUGUGUAAAACUUAAGUAGAAAAACUAUAAAUUCAAACCUUUUGGAGCAA